AUGAUAGGGGCGAAGUUGUUGAAACUUGUCUGGAGCGCUUACUUCGACGACUUCUUGUCCCUGACCACGCCUGCGCUCUCCAGACAUACCGACAUUUGCAUCUCUGUGAUGUUUCAAUUACUGGGAUGGGAGACGUCAGUCGAGAAACUUGUACCCUUCAACACUUGUUGCAAGGUACUGGGAGUGCAGUUGGAUCUUGGACAAAGUGUCUUCGGAAAAGCUUUAGUGUCCAACACGAAAGACCGAAGUGCCGAGCUCACAGACGAGAUCGAUAGCAUCUUGGCUUGUGGACGCCUGAAGCGUCACGACGGUGAAAGGCUCCGAGGGCGCCUGCAGUUCGCGAGUGGACAGCUGUUCGGGAGAAAAUUCAGACUCCUCCUUUCAGUCUUGAAUAGGCAUGUCUCAAGGGGCUGGACACAGAUCAGUGACGAUCUAAGACAAGCCCUCGUGAGCAUUCGUUCGCGGUUGGUCUCUGGGUUGUCAAGGGUCAUCGACAGCCGUUACAGCGACUUUGUGCACAUUUACGUAGACGCAUCCUUCUGCCCAGGCGGAUAUAGUGGUGUUGGUGGUGUGCUGUAUGACAGCUCAGGGGAUGCGCAGAAUUUCUUCAGCUUCAGGGUGCCGGAUGAGUGGCUUGCCUCCAUGAGCAGCGAGGGAGCCAAAGUGGUCAUUCAAGAGCUUGAAGGCUUUGCUGCCUUGUUGGCCUUGAGAGAAUGGAGAAUGCGUCGUCUUCAGUAUGGUACGAGCGAGUACCAAGUGAAUCUAAUCCAAGUGACAGGAGACCUGGAGGGUGCCGUGAUGUCUUCGGCUGCAUAUCCUCAGUUGUUGGCAGAAGUCAGUCAUGGGACGACCAAGUACGGCUCGCAGAUUCCUGGCGCCGACCCGCUGAAGAGCUAUGUGAACGCUUGUGGUGGAAAGCAGGCCGUGCGGCGGAUUUUGGUGGCCAGCAAUGGGAUGGCGGCCGCCAAGGUGAUGAUGUCCAUGCGGCAGUGGGCACACAUGGAGGCCAACCUGGGCUCCAGCGGAAUCCUAGAGUUCGUGGCGAUGGCCACGAAGGAUGACCUCGAUGCCAACGCAGAGUUCAUCCGCCUGGCCGACAAGCAUGUCGAGGUGCCUCCUGGGAAGAACGUGAACAACUAUGCGAACGUGGACUUGAUCUGCAAGAUCGCACAAGCACAAAAGGUGGAUGCUGUUUGGCCCGGCUGGGGCCAUGCAUCGGAGAACCCCAAGCUUCCAGCGAAGCUGAAGGACUUGGGAAUCCACUUCAUCGGCCCCACGAGCCCAGUCAUGUCCGUCCUGGGCGACAAGAUCGCUGCUGGGAUCCUGGCGCAGACCGCUGGUGUCCCUUCCAUUCCCUGGAGCGGCGAUGGUCUCACAGCAGAACUCACUGCAGAGGGGACCAUUCCAGAGGAGACGUUCAAGAAGGCCUGUUUGACCUCCGUGCAGCAGGCGGUCGCGUGCGCGGAACGCAUCGGUUUCCCGGUGAUGCUGAAAGCCUCGGAGGGCGGUGGCGGCAAGGGCAUCCGCAUGUCGCAGGACAAGGAAGAACUGGAGCAACACUUUGUUCAAGUGCGGUCCGAAGUGCCGGGCUCGCCCGUCUUCAUGAUGCAACUCUGCACGGGCGCUCGGCACAUCGAGGUGCAGAUCGUAGGGGAUCAGCCACCUGGCAGCAUCGGGAAUUGGUCCGAUUUGCUGGUGGAUCCAGAGAGGGGCCUCGGCCCCUAG
Molecule: messenger RNA, 1725 nt
Organism: Durusdinium trenchii
Lineage: Eukaryota; Dinophyceae; Suessiales; Symbiodiniaceae
Source: the annotation of a GenBank genome assembly